GCCCUCACCACAACAUAAGUGGGCAAGUGGUCACUUCCGCGAACUGCAUGUUCACAUUCUCUACGAUUCCAACACUUUAAUCUCGCUGAAUCUUCCGGUUCAACAGACUGUCGUCCAGGCUCGAAAGUGUGCAACGGAAGCUAGUUGAUUCCGUUGCAUGCGUUCUGCCAAUACCUGCUCUCUCGAUCAAUAUGAACCGGCCUCUCAGCGAGCUCACUCGAGCAGAGUUGAAUCAGAAAUGUCGGAAUUUGAACCUUUCGUUCACCGGCAGCCGUUCAGAUGUCGAAAUGCGUAUUCGCCUUCACCAACAGAGACCGUCAGGCUCGAAGCCCACCUUCCGACAACAACCGCUAGUCUUAACCCCUGCUCCCAAAGUCUGGCAAUUGGGAGCAUCUGAGAAUGUCGAUAUUGACAACGGGGGCAUCGUUAUCAUGAAAAAGGAAAGGAUGGAUGGAACCACAUUGAACAGCAUGAACGAGAGUAUCAAAGCACGGCUUCGUGUUGUUGCUGUUGCCAGGACAUCAUCAUAUUCUGGUAGCGAUACAAGAGCGACAAUUGAAGCCCGUCUUCGACCACAUGUUGUCGGUCUUGCGAACUUUUUCCUCAACGAAGUGCACCCAAAAAGCCAUGGUAGCGGUCACUGCGAUUGCAUUAUUGACAAGGUUGAGCACAUAGUCCUUCCUGGAGUUCCCUCAAAUACAAAUAUUGCAACGUCGACGAACCGCGACGUUGCACGUCUCCGAGAAGCUCUCCGUGUGCCCUACGACGUCGUUCUCUGCUCUUCAGGAUUCGAUGGGGCUGUUACGAACCUGGCCGCAUAUGCAAACUUCCUGAAAGAGUUGAAAGAAAACAAGACGCGAUUCGCACAUCUGUAUUGGCGAGCAAAUGACGAUUUUCGCUUCUUUACGGCAGACGAGAUCCUAGAGGCUUUGGCCUUCGAUAUGAAGGACGAUGGGCCUACGUCAAUCAUGCGAGAGAACGCGAUGUGGUUUCGGAAUGUGAACAGAGCAGCGCUACAUAAAGGAGUGCUACAGGUGGUAUCGCAGCUCAGUGUCUCGCAUAUAGGCACAUCACGCAACAACACUACUGCAGGAUCUUUACCUGACAGUGCAUCCCACAUCAGCGAUAGUGCUCGAGGAACGAUUACAACGACCUAUGUUCCUAGAGAGAAUCUGUCAAUAAGUACGGUAACGGUGAAAUCAUUCGCUUGCGGUGUCGAAGAUUGUGACAAACGGUUUGCAAACCGCUCAGGCCUGAAUCACCACAAGAAAUGGCAUGAGAAUCCCGACGUCACCUGCAAGCACUGUAAAGAAACGUUGAAGUUUCGGGACCUGUGCGGACACCAGCGUCGACGCUGCACCGCGCAGCCACGGCGAAUUGUCAAAUGCCCUGUCGACGGUUGUGACUAUGAGACCGACCCGUGGCACAUCAAACGUCAUAUGGAUAAGUCGCAUGAUCAAGUCCAGGACGUUUUCGAAUACUCCAAAAAAUUUGACGGCGAUUACACGGCCACUUUCUUUGCGAAAUUGGCCAGCGAGUUCUCCCAGUAAAUGCGCCAGACUGGUUCUUCGGUUCGAUGUUGCUAUGACGGCAACAUGCUUUAUGUUUGAUGC
Aaosphaeria arxii CBS 175.79 is the source of this 1613-nucleotide messenger RNA. RefSeq lists its product as uncharacterized. The coding region runs from base 192 to 1550 and encodes 452 amino acids. The transcript has 2 exons. Lineage: Eukaryota; Fungi; Ascomycota; Dothideomycetes; Pleosporales. The record is from RefSeq and is a predicted model, not a curated record.